Molecule: messenger RNA, 9037 nt
Organism: Vespula vulgaris
Lineage: Eukaryota; Metazoa; Arthropoda; Insecta; Hymenoptera; Vespidae
Exons: 14
Coding region: 2770-7464 (1564 amino acids)
Cellular component (GO): cytoplasmic vesicle
Molecular function (GO): protein binding
Source: RefSeq, a predicted model, not a curated record
AGACCACCGCCAUCACCACCGUUGCAACAACAACAUGAACAACAACAAUCACCCUCCUUAUCCUGUCACAAACGACAGGAUUGGAAUUAUUAUCGAGUUCCAUGCGAUAAAUGCAUGUACUUUCUCCAAAGACAAUAGAUGUCGGAUACGAGGGAUCAAACGUUUCAACACGAACGCAUCUCUAAUGAUUUAAGUAACGAUCUGCAACGCCCUCGGCUACGCAGAGACAGCAUAUGGUGAAAUUCUAGACGAUCUUUUUUCAACAGUUCAAAUACCUCUACAGAUGUGUUUUUCACUGUCUCUCUCUCUCUCUCUCUCUCUCUCUCUCUCUCUCUCUCCUUCCUUUUUUCUCUCUCUCUCUCUUUCUUUCUUUCUCUCUCUUUCUUUCUCUGUAGCCAUGAUAGACUUUGUAUAUAUAACAAGCUUCUCUUGCAUACGUUUCUUUUGCUAUAAAUAGAGGACUACUACUAUUUUACUUCUCGCACUCCAAGAGAGAGUCUUUUCCCUUUAAAAACACCCUUUCUUUUCUUGAAGGACAGUCAAAAGAAUGCUUCCUUUUCUUCUUUACGCAUGAUAUUUUCAAACCGUGGUCUUUUGUCAGUCAUCUUCGUAGUAAGAAAAACUUACGGAUUAAUAGAAGCAUUGAGAAUUGAAAAUAUAACUAAAUCGUACAGAAAUUGAGAAAUAUCGUCGAUAAAUUUACGUUUAAAAUCAAUUAAACAAACAUUUAAUGCAAUUUUUGUAAACUUCAUUCAAUUCGUAAAAAUCAAUGAUAAAUUCAUUUAUCAUUUAUCUAAUCUCGUAUUUAUCUUUUGUAAAACAUUAUACACAAUAUAACUAUUAAGUGCGAUAAAAUAACAGAUUUACGAAAUUCUCGUAUCAUAUUUCAUGGUUGCAUACCUACGUGAAAUUUUGCAACGAUUCGCGAAAUUUGGCUCCCGACUUCUUCUUUGGCAUUUUACUUGCUGCUAAAAUUAUCUUACACCCUCGGUACUGUCGACGCGAAAAAUUAUAUUGUAAUUUUUUUUUCCUUUUAUUUUUAUUUUUUUUUUAUUUUUUUCCCUAAGACAGAAAUUCGCUGCUGUAGAAUGAACCGCGAAAGAAUUAAACUGAACCAUGUUUAAUCGAUCGCAUUAAUAUUCUUAGCACGUACCAUCGCCAAAAGCGUAUGUCGUAUAUUCAAAAUACAAUACAUCAUGCUGAAUAUAAAAAAAGGCCAAGGUUUGUUCCAUAUACGAUCGUUUAAAAAUGUAUUUAAUUUGUAAUUAACGGCGAAGUUAACCGCUAGUACGCUAUUGCUAUACGGAACAGUUGAAUCGUGAGUGUACUUUACCGCAGAACGUAACAUCCGAUACUUUGUCAUAUUAUGCAAAUUAAUGGUUUCUUAUUGAAGUUAUAUGACAUUAAUAUAGAACUAUUAUAAAUGAGGAUAUUUCAAGAUAUGCUACGUUCACGUAGAGUUCUUGAUUCAAAGAAAAUUUUGUCGAGUGAUUAUAGUUACUUUUAGUAUAUAGCGAGCGUUCAACGAUAACUAUAGUCAUCUUUAGUACUGAUUAUAAUUUAAUCAACGAACGAGUCUACGAAUAAAACAAAGUUAUGAGUCCAAUGAUUUUUAUUGACCCUCAACAAUUAUUGACUCAUUCUUUUGUUUUAUUCUUAGAGUCGUCCAUUGGCUAACUACUUCAUAUAUUUACUAAAUUUUUAAACCAUUUUAAUUCAAUACUGAGUUAUUGAUAAACUACUCCAUAGAUUUCCUUAUCUUUUCUACCGUUAAAAAAUUAUAUGCUUUAUAUAUCUCGUACAUAUACGUAUAUAUAUGUGUGUAUCCAUGUAUGUAUACGGCAUGCGUAUAUGUCUACAUAUAGUUAAAUUAAAAAAAAAGUUAAAGGAAUAGUUCAAGAAAAUAACAAAAAUAACAAAUUAAUAAAAAACAAAUUAACGAAAUAACAACAAUAACAAAAAUAUAUGAAUAAUACCGAACAUGAUCAUUAAUAAGAACAUUGAUAACCGAACACUUAUACUUGUUUGCAAUAAUAUUCGAUUAGAAACAAUCGAUUUAUUUAUUUUUUUUUUCGGACAACAAGGAAAAAUCGCAAGAACAUAACAAUAAAGUAAACUAACAAUAAAUAACGUUCAGAUAUUUUUGAAAACAAAUGAAUCAGCAGUUGUUUGUUUCGCAUCGAAGAAACAGCAGGACAGUGAAUUUGUUUCAAAAAUUCUUGCACGUAUGUAUAUGUAACAAAAAUUAAUCUAGAAAUUUAUUAUUUUUCAUAUAAUCAUAUCAUUCAUUAAUAAAUUACUCUGAGGAUAUGUGUGAGAGAGAGAAAGACAGAGAGAAAAAGGAAGAAAAAAAGAGAGAAAGAAAGAGAGAGGGAAGGGAAGAAUGAAAAAAAUAUAUAAAAGAAGAACGACGACAUUAAAACUAAGAAACGAAUGUAUAUACAAUUCAUACGUAUAACGCUUGAUCAUUGGAUCAAGAAUCAAAGCUUCGAUCGAGCGAAACCACUCGGGUCUUUAAAGCCGAGACAUACAUACAUAUAUACAUUCGAUUGUAUCUGACUUCCAUUUGCCCACCCUUUACAUUCAAUCCUACAGCGCACAUGCGCCGCAUGAGCGAUCAUGCUCCAUAGGCGCAGUUAAAAUGAAUUUCUAACAGUAGUGUAAGUGACAGGCAACUCGUCACCAUAUGGUCGAAGAAAUGGGUGUUUUCGGUUAGCAUUUAUCGCGUGUAAAUACUAGACGCAAAACCAAUUCGCCGCGGCCACGGCGAUGAAAUGGAUAAUAAUUUCUUCAGGUGCAGGCAAAGGAGCUGCAGUCAUGGAAGAUCCGCAAACACCAGGAUCGGAUUGCAAUUCCAAUCCUGCAACAGAUUCUAUGCAACAGGACCUUAUUGGUUCAGACUUUAUACAGGACAAUGUGGAGUAUCAGUGGUGUACAGAUUAUGGAUACAGAGAUGGAGGAUUACAUGUCCAUCCAAGUGUUCUGUCUUCGCUCUCUGCAUCAUAUUCUCGGGAAGAUGUGGGUUAUUAUGAUGACUUGUCUCGUAAUUUGGAUGCUAAUUUAGCAGAAAUUGAUAUGGAAAGUUUUCGUAGUGCAGACAUCCACACUCUUCUUACCGCUUUACCAGUUAUGUGUACUGAUCCAGUCCAACAUUCAGAGUUUAACUAUCAAAGGGAACGUUAUGCCAGCAUAUCUGGCUCCGUCAUGGAAAAACUUGACAUCGGUUCUUCAAUCAGCCCACACACCAGCAGCCAGGGAGAAGAAUCUGCUUGUUCAACAACUGAUACAAUGUCUAUAUGCAAAUCAUCAUUAUUAUUCUCUCCUGUGAAAGAAACACCUGUGCUACCGCCAGCAGGUAGUUACAGUGUAGAUUCAUUGGACUGUGAAGAUAUGCUGUUAACUUGUCAAGCAAAUAAUAAAAAUAAUUAUACGAUUGCUUUUGAAGGUAGUAUUACAAUGUACUCUGAUAGUUCUCCAGAUUUUGAAAAUCAAGAAAAACCAGAAACAUACGAAGUACCAGAAACUUAUUACAAAAAAAAGGGGGUGCGAAGAAAUAUAUUAGAUUCGUCGAUGGUGUGUUCUGAUUCUAAAAUAUACACUACUUGGAGUAAUUUAAAACAUUCUUCCAUGAACAAGGUUAUAACUCGACAUCCUUCGGGCAAUAACAAUACCAUUCCAAAUUUUUUACAUGGAACAGGAAAUACAACUAUAUCUAUGAAUAAAAGGAGUCAAAGCCUACCAGAUCUUACAAGAAUUCAAGAAUCACCUGCUAACAUUCAUCUAAACUUUUCUGUUGAUUCUGCUGAAUCAAAUAACCAUCCAUUACAAUCACACAAUUCAGGCUCCGCAAUGAGUCGAUCUGUAAAUGAAGAAAAUUCCGAUGGUAGCGGAAAUAUUUCUUCUGGGAAAAAGUUACAAAAUUUAAGCCUAGUAAAAUUGUUUAUGAAGCAAAAGAGUAUGAGUGCUGAAGGAAUGAGUCUUACUUUGGAUCAAUCUGACUCUAUCAGUGAUAGUGGUUGGCCUACAAGCAAUAGUGCUAGUGAUAGUGGAACUAAUACGAAUACACAAAUACAGCGACAAAAUAUAAAUACAUGUACUCGUCCACUUCCUGAGAAAGAUUUUUCUAUAAAUUGGGUUCGUAGCGAUUGUUAUAAUAAUAAAGAAGUAGAAAGUCAAAAAGAUAAAUUUGCUGACAUUCCAAACAAUUUUACAAACAAUAAGGAAAAUAAGGAUGACAUGAUUUCAUCUGCCUCGGUCGAAGAAUUAUCGGAAAGCAUAACUAAAUCAGAACUCGUACAUGACAGUGAUAUCGAACAAAUAGAUUUUGAAGUUUCACAGGAUGACUUGGAAUGCCAUACAAAAAAUUUACGAGUUUUUCAGACGGAAAAUAAAUCUGUAAUAUCUAAGACAACAGGAAUUCAAGCAAUGGUCGAAACAGAAGAUAACGAAGUGCAAACGUCACUAAUUUACAAAGUACCUGCAGAAAAAGAUAGCCCUUCUAUACGGGAAACGAUAGUUAAUAAAAGGCCUGUUUAUGUUAUAUAUCCUAAUUAUACGUUACCAGAUCUUUCAUUUCUUAAUAUUAAAGAUACGAAAUUGGACAAUGUUGCGUUAAAGCCUCAAUGUUAUGAUAAAAGUAAACCAGGAUGGAAACAUUCUAAUAGAUGUAACAGACCAUUCUCUUGUAACGAUAUCGAUGCGCUUAAACAACGUGGAUUUUCACACGUUAAGGAUUGGGAGUCGCUAACAUUCCUUUUACCUACUGAAUAUAAAAAAAUAUUACACGAUGUGCCAGAAGUUUCAGAGCAUAUCAAUAUCAAUGAACAAACUAAAAAACCAUUGUUUUGUUUAUCUCCUCCAAUGCGACAUAAAACAAGACCAAUAAGUGAACUUAUACCAAAUAAUACUUCCUCAACUAGUAGUACUGCUACACAGCCAUCUUCUGGGUAUCGAGGCUCAUCUACGAUCUUGACGGAUUCCUCUACAAACCAGCAACUACUUUCUAAUAACGUAGCUAAUCCAUUAUACCUGUAUCGCUAUGAUAGCAUUAGUUCUGAAGCAAGUUUAGUCAGCAAUGAUAAGAAAAUGCAUAGGGCUGUUAAUCAUGCAAAGCAGACCUAUCCUAACUUACCUAAACGAUCCAUUUCAUUACCUUAUGGAGAUAGAGAGUCUGAUUGCUGCAAUGGCAAAGUGCCACCAAGACCUCCUUUACCAAGAAGUAUCUUAAGAAAGAAUAAAGUUCCCACAAGUAAGAGAUACAGUAUGUUUGAAAUGGGAGGAGUGGAAGAGGUAGAAGAUCAAUGUCCUGAACCAAAUAAAAGAAUGUCGUUACAAGAACCAUAUUAUAUGAAUAAUGAUUUACAACUAUUAUGUCGCGGAAGAAUUAUCGAUUCAGAAAAAGACGUUGACGAGACAGAGGAAAAAUGUAAUACAGAGAGACUGAACGAAGUUGUUAAUAAUACAAACGUAGAUUAUGAAACUUCUCAAAAUAGCGAAGAUGAUGUAAAGCAAUUAGAAGAAUUUUUAAAACGUAGUGGUUUAUCGUCAGAAAGUAGCGAAGGAGAUAAUGAAGAUCCCGAAGUUAAAUUAAGAUCGUACGUGAGAAAAUUUUUAGCUCUUAGAAUGAACAAGGAUGUAGUCAAAAAUAUUGAUAUGGCUGAAUCACAAAAAAAGACUGUCAGUUUUGCUUUACACGAAAGAAAACGAUACUCGGACGAAAAACCAAAUAAUUUAAAUGCUCCGACUAAUGAGCACAACAAAGAUAGAUGCUUUCAAGAUCCAAAUAAAGAAAUUAAUCCUGAGAACAAAGUGGAUUUAGAAGAAAAAAGAAAUAUGAUAUCAUCCACGAGCAAAGCUGUUGAUUUAUUACUCAAGUAUUGGAAUGCUGAACCUACUAAUGGUCGACAGAAUUAUAAUGAUAAAAAUGAAUGUGCACAACUUUGUUUAAGUAAUCUCUGUCCAGCUUUAUAUGCUAUAAUGUCAGAUGGUCUAAAACCACAUUUGCAAUCUACUUUUGGUCCAAUAGCAAACAGUGUAUGGCAAGUUGUUGAAGCUUCUGCUCAGCAAGGACCCCUUACAAAAACAUUGAACGAGUUAGUCCAAAAGAUUAAUGGCGAAGAUAUUAUUACUGAGGGAAUGCUUAAAUUUCAUGCAUUUGUAUUUGGUCUGUUAAAUUUGAGGGCUUUGGAUGCUUGGUUUGCAUAUUUAUGUACAAGAGAAUCGAUUUUACGGAGACAUUAUAACAGUAAUAGUUUAUUUACCGGAGCAUUAGGAAAUACCGACGUUCGAGAAGUUGUUGAUAGUUUAUUAGAUAUUUUACAUCCUCUAGCAUUUUGCCCAUUUCAGCUUGAUCUUUUAUACCAAUAUCGACAAUUACAUAACAGUUUCGGUAAUAUGAAUAAUUAUAAUAUAAAUGGACUAAACUUUAGAAAUGUUGACUUACUUCAAAAAGAUCAUCAUUUUGAAAAAGCAGACAAUUGUGGAACUGUAUUAAGUCCAAGGAAAAUUCGUCCGCGGUCUUGUGUUAAUGUUUAUAAUGAUUAUGACGAUAAGUCUAACAUUGCACAUAAAACUGAUCUUGAAAAUGUUGUAAAAAAACGUUUUAGCAACACUGUCGGGACAAAAGUAUUGCAUGGUUUAGAAAAAUUAGCUUCUGAAGAUUCCGAAGAUUAUACUGAUAGCCUUGAACAUUCUCCAUUGAAUAGAGGAGCAACAAAACAAACGAUUCCUACUAAAUCAUUAAGUCCAGAUUCUAAAAUGGAUGAUGAAGAUACGAUUACCGGAGAAGCUAAAUUUAGAAAACUACAAGAGAAAUGGGAAUUGAUGGUUGGAAAAGAAGAAACUGGGAAAAACCAAUCGGGAACGACAUUACCCUUGUCGCCUAUGCGAACACCUGCAAAUUUGGGAAAAUCAAAAAUACCACGACUUUUAACAUCACCUAUUAAACAGCCAAAUGUAGCAAUAGGAUCUAUAAAAACUGUUAAGUCUCCUAUCUCUGGAAUACCUUCUUUGAAAAAACCGGUUACAUUGUCAACUACCAAAACAGUAUUAAUGAAACCAAUAGAAACAAGGGGGAAAGGUAUACAAGAAACUCGACGUACGAGUCGUGUAGAUCAAGACGUAGUCGGAACAUCGCGGGCUCAUUUGUCACGACCUAGCUCUUUACCUUAUAAAUCCUAUGGAGUUAUGUCGAAAGAGAAGAAUCUCCUAUCUCCUCAAAGACGAGCUGCUUCCACAUCUCUACCAAGGCCAAAUACAGUUACACGAAAUCCUCCGAGGAAACAACCGCUAAAAGAGGUUCGCACAGUUACAAAUAGGGUACCAUCGAGUAAUGGGCAUCUCUCAUUUGCAGAAGGUGAAAGAUUGAAAGUUAUAUUAGAAAUUGAUAAUAAAUGGUUAUUGUGUGCAAGAGGUGAUAGAAAAGGUUUGGUUCCAAGAAUGUGUGUGCAUACUAUUCAGACUUAGCCCUUCUAUUGAUAUUAAUGAGAUUCUUGAGUAAAUUGAUUAAGAAGUGAAAGUGAUGUGCUUUGAACGAAUGCAAAAAAGAUUAAUUAAAUGGUGUCGUAUGUACAGUGUAUUAAAGAAAAGGCAUAGUAUAUGAUUUUGAAAUUAUAAUUUAGUGAUGUUGCUUGCGAAGUCACUGUUUAAAGCUUCGUUUGCAUAGAUUCGUGAUAGUAUUACCACUCAUAAUGCCAUUGACAAACCAGCCCGACCGCUUUUCAUUUCUGGUCUGGCCAGCGCAGCGACUUCUGGACCCCUGCGAAAAGCUUCGCAUUUUCACAAUAUUGACGGCCGCCAUGGUCAACUCUUUACGUUUGUCUACCCAUUUUCGAUCUGAUCCCUGCUGGGACUUGCGCACCCCCAGACCUCCCUUAGUUUUAUCAUCAUGCUAAUUAUUACGCAUUACCAUUACAUUCAUAUUACUAAUUUUGCAUAAUAGCUACACUUGUUUUACUUGUUUCGCUUUUAUGCAUUAGGCACGACCGCUACUAUACACAAUAUUUUAAUAUUAAAAUAUUUCAAUUAAAUUAAUGAUUGAAAAUUAUUUUAAGAAUUGAACAAUUUAUUUAAAAUUUUAGGCAGAAUUUUAUGUUAUAAUAGAUAAAGGAUAGAAUUCUAAUUCUAUCAAAAAUUUUUCUUUUUGAUGACUAUAUAAAGACACUCCCUGAUGGUGGUAGUGGUCGUGACUAAAAAAUAUUAGAGGUACUGCUAGUCAUAAGCUUUUAAAACCUCAUUAUAUUUAAAUGAACAUAUACCUAUUUAUAACUAAAAUGUACAUAUAUACAGUAAUAUGAUGAUAAAGACACAACGGUCAUAUAUAAUAUAAUAACUUAUAAUAUUAUGAAUGUAACUGUGAUCAUAGCAAAUAGGUGCAUAAGUUGAUUGAUGCGAAUGUGCGAAAAAACUUCGUUUGAUUUUUUAUGUAAUUUUAAUAUUUCAAUCACGUCCAAUCUUCAUAAAACAUCAAUAUAUCGGUUUUAUUUAGCAUAUAAAUUAUUACCAUGUCGUGCGCUUAUGAAUCGCAAUAAUCACAUUUUUUUACUUGCUUCAUGUAUUUCUUAGUAUGUGACAGCAUACAGUGUAUUCAAAUAAAAUCUAUUAUAAUGACAUAUAUAUCACUGUACAUUUCUUUGCGCAGUGAUACGUUCCCUAUAGCAUAUUUUAAAAUUAUGAUAAAUAUUAAUAUAACUAGAGAACAAUGAUAAUAAUUAUUAAAAAAAAUAAAAACUAUUAUAUAAAUUCCAUUACCAAAGGAAUUAUAAUUUUUGCAGAAAUGGUAUAACAUUCUUGAAUAUUGUUAUGUUUUGUAUUUUCUGUCAUCAUAUAAAAUUGAUAUGCCCUAAUAGAAUUUGUUAAAAAUUUUGUUCAUGAAUAAAACAAUACUAUGAGUACUGUACCUUUACAUUUUACAAAGAGAUAAAACAAGUUGCUUGAAACAUAUCUGCCUCACACCAUUUUAACAGCAUUAUUCGUAAAUAAUAAACUGUGUAUGUUUGUAUAUGUAUAUAUAAAUAAAAUAUCCAUGUUUAUAAUAUUA